This is a messenger RNA of Danaus chrysippus (African queen), 585 nucleotides long. The record is from the annotation of a GenBank genome assembly. Lineage: Eukaryota; Metazoa; Arthropoda; Insecta; Lepidoptera; Nymphalidae.
AUGGCGGCACAAGAUGAAGUUGACGUAUGUGAAAGUUGGGAGGAUAUGGACGAAAUUGGCUUGGACCAGAAGAUCAAGCUGAUGUCCAGUGUCCCGCCAGUGACAGCGUUGAAGAGUUGCAAGGUUACUAACGUAAUAGUAGAGGAUAACGCGUGCAUAGGAUCACAGUGCGUGAUGCCAGAGCCAGCUAUUCGUAUUUUAAAGCGUCCUUCAUCGUUAGCGAACGGACAGCUGAACGGAGAAAAUCGCUCGCGGCCAGUUAAAACAUUAGAACAAAGACAGAAAGAAUAUGAAGAAGCCCGGUUGAGAAUACUCGGUGAAGCGAGGAGUCCAGAAGAUGUUAUUGAUGAUAACCUCACGCGGCUACAAGAUAAACUGCAAGCGAACAAUAUUAACGAUAAUAGUUGUAAAACCAAGAACUGUCAUAACGAAAAUAAUACCAAAGGCAAAGAACGAAGGGUGUUAGCACGACUGCCGCCCGGAACAACGAAUGCUGGUGUGUUCCCUUCACCUCCCCCUCCUGGGGUUCUCGUUAUAAGGACCCCGAGAGGUCCCGACGGCACCAAAGGCUUCUUAAGAAGGUAG